Molecule: messenger RNA, 1582 nt
Organism: Odobenus rosmarus divergens (Pacific walrus)
Lineage: Eukaryota; Metazoa; Chordata; Mammalia; Carnivora; Odobenidae
Gene: TSLIG3C
Product: family with sequence similarity 98, member C
Exons: 8
Coding region: 1-1062 (353 amino acids)
Cellular component (GO): tRNA-splicing ligase complex
Source: RefSeq, a predicted model, not a curated record
AUGGAGGGGGCGGAGGCGGAAGAGCGGGAGGGGGCCGCUGUGGCCCGGGACCUGCGGGCCUUGGGGUAUGAGGGCUUCUCGGGGGCGCCGUCGCUGGGCACCUCGUGUCCAGACUUCAGGGCGCUGUGCGCGCGGCUGGCGGCGGAGCUGGCGACUCUGGGCGCCCUGGAGCGGGAGCGAGGGGAGAGCGCGGAGGCUCUGAGAGCCGACGACGGCCCCGGCGCCGAGGAAGAAUUCCUGCGACAGUUGGCCGGCCUGCUGCAGGAGUUGCACUGCCCAGACCGCGCGCUCUGCGGCGGCGAUGGCGCGGCGGCGCUGCGGGAGCCCGGCGCGUGCCUGCGCCUGCUGCGCUUUCUCUGCUCGGAGCUCCAGGCUGCCCGCCUCCUCCGUUUGUACCCCCGGCUGGAUCCCAGCCCCGCACCGCCCUGUGGAGAAGGGGCAGAGGAGGGAGCUGGCAUGGUCCAGGAACUGGUCCUUACCCUCCAAGCUCUGGGGCUGCCCAGACCCACGCCUGGGACCGCCGCCAGCCAGCUGCUGUGGGAGUUGCAUGACAAGAUCUCUGAGCUGCUGCCUUCCCUGCCCCCAGGGUUCCUGCAGCCCCUCCUCAGCUUCCCGCUGGACGCACCCAGAUGGGAGGCAUUGGACUCUCUGUGCCAAAGGCUGGGAGAUCAGUACUGCUGCCGCCGCUGCCUGCUCCUGAAACGCCUGGACCUCACAACAUCUUCUUUCCACUGGAGUGAUCGGGCAGAGGCCCAAGGAGAAGCCAUGAAGGCAGUGCUGAUCCCAAUUCGAGAGGCUCUGACCCCAGAAUCAGAUGUCUCUGUUGCACACGUCCUGGCUGCCCGAGCAGACCUGUCUUGUCUUGUCCCAGCCACCAGCAAGGCUGCCCGCCAAGGGACCUGCUGUGCCAUCAACAAGGUGCUUAUGGGCAACGUGCCAGACCGGGGGGGCCGUCCAAAUGAGCUGGAGGCUCCCAUGCCCAGCUGGCAGAGCAGAAGAGAGGAUGGAGGUGGGCGGAAGGCAGGCCGCCAGAACUGGGGUCGCAAGAAGAAGAAGAAGUAAAGGGGGACUGGUGGUUUGGGGGGGUCCUCUGUGACAUGCUAAUGCCAUUGGUAAUCCUUGGGGAGUCACUUUGGGUUUCUCUUGGUAUCUGGCUCCCAGGCCCCACAUCCCCUGCUCCUAAGGUCCCAAAUGUCCUUCCCCCAUCCACCACUCAACAACAAGGACCAUGUUCUCUGGAAAAUAAAUUUAAUUUAUGACAGCUAUAGGACCUAUCUCUGGGGGGGGCCAGGUCAGGGGUGCUCAGGUUUGUGGAGGGGUAAGGGUGUCUUUGUCCCCUGGAUCUCAACAGACCCCUGUUGCUCUGACCCUCAUAGUCCUCUGCUCUUUAGCAACACAUCUUUCCCUUCCUGUGGGCACAGGGAAGGAGACAUGCAGGCAUUGGACAAAGAGUUCUCAGGUACCCACCAUGUGCUAGCCCUGUUCUUGGCACUAGGGAUACAGCAGUGAAAACAUAUAGAUCAUAAAACCCUUGCUCUUCUGGAGUUGACAGUUUCUGGUGAAGAGGAGCAGACAUUCAACA